UUUCGCUCCUGGGAGGAUGAGCGAUCUGUCGACUUGGGUAUCUAUGAUGUCGGGUUGGCUCUUCUGUCUGCCCUCGUUUGCUAGCUUAUCUGCUUCCUCAUUUCCGUGUAUUCCCGCAUGGCCCUUGACCCAUGUUAAUCUUGUCUCCGUUCGCCGCCAGGAAGAAGCCUUGGUCUUCCCAUUUUUGGAGACUUUUGAUCUCUAUUGUCUCUUUAAUCGCUAGCAUUUCCGCUAUUUGGUUGGAUGGGCCGAGUUCGUUCGGGACUUUUAUUGCUUUGUUUUCUCGGUCGUCGUCUUCGAAGCUUCGAGUUCUAUUGUUUCUUUGUCGGGGUUCUCUGCGUGUUCGCGGCUCGGUGCUGUUCGGCUGUGGUUGGUUUCCUCUUCCGUGAAGAUUCUAAAUACGUCUGCGAUGUUGCCCGUUGUUGUGACUCUUUGGUCUAUGUCAAUCGUUCGUUCCCC
Messenger RNA from Mycena citricolor, 459 nucleotides. Lineage: Eukaryota; Fungi; Basidiomycota; Agaricomycetes; Agaricales; Mycenaceae. The record is from the annotation of a GenBank genome assembly.